AUGGCUACCACAGUUCUUCGGCUCGCUCGUUUCUCACAGCGUGCCUCCUUCUUCUCUAGGUCUACACUAGCGGCGAAUACGACCCAGCAACGGGCUAUAUCACUCCAGUCCUAUGUAGUCACGCCAAAGGAGCUCCAUGAAGCCCUGAAGGAAAAUGUGCCAACGAAAAUAUCCUCCACUCCUCGGGUUAUUCCGCUAUGCGCCGCCUGGUUCAUGCCUAAUGACCCAGAGGGCCGCACCGGGCUCAUGACAUUCAAGAAGAAGAGGAUCCCCAAUGCGCGCUUCUUUGACAUUGAUGUCGUGAAAGAUACCAAUUCCCCCUAUCCUCACAUGCUUCCGUCGAAGGAGAAAUUUGCUGAAGCCAUGCAAUCGAUGGGCAUUCGUCGCGAUGACAGAGUAGUAGUAUACGAUACGGAAGAACAAGGGAUACUCAGUGCUCCCCGUGUUGGAUGGACUUUAAGAGUGUUUGGACAUCCCAAUGUGCAUGUUUUAAAUAACUUUAGGCUGUGGGUUAGGGAAGGUUAUCCUGUCGAAGAAGGCGAAGUGGCGCCAAACGAAUCCUCGGACUACGUAGUCGACGACCACUAUCCAAACAGAGUGGUCCAUUUUGAGGAGAUGAAGGAGAUGGGCGAAGAUUACGGCAAGGAAGGCUCCGACGCAGUCCAGAUCAUAGACGCUCGUCCUGCCGGUCGAUGGGCAGGAAAAGAUAAAGAGCCCAGGGCCGGUCUUUCUUCUGGUCAUAUGCCCGGAUCGCAAUGCAUACCACUCGGCGAUUAUCUGGACCCAGAAACGAAAACUCUGCGUUCUCCCGAAGAGUUACGGCAAUUGUUCGAGUCAAGGGGGGUUGAUCGGAACCGACCUGUCAUCACCACCUGUGGAUCUGGCGUCACAGCUGCCGUUAUUGAUCUUGCAUUGGAACAAGCAGACUACAUCCCUCAGGAAAACAGACGAGUUUAUGACGGAAGCUGGACGGAAUGGGCGUCGAGAGUGACGGAAGAGAGCGGCCUCAUCCGGAAGACCUAA
Messenger RNA from Nannizzia gypsea CBS 118893, 1023 nucleotides. Its product is annotated as thiosulfate sulfurtransferase. Gene Ontology annotation, cellular component: mitochondrion. Lineage: Eukaryota; Fungi; Ascomycota; Eurotiomycetes; Onygenales; Arthrodermataceae. Bases 1 to 1023 code for a protein of 340 amino acids. The transcript has 2 exons. Gene Ontology annotation, molecular function: thiosulfate-cyanide sulfurtransferase activity. Gene Ontology annotation, biological process: transsulfuration. The record is from RefSeq and is a predicted model, not a curated record.